GUUAAUCGUGAAAUUUCAUAUUAGUUUUUUAAACGUGCCUUUUUGCAAUAUAUCGAAAUAAAUUCAUAGAAAUUCAAUAAAAUAUCAAUUAAAUAAAAUGCAAAUUCUUUUAAAAUAUAAACAAUUAUGUAAAAUAAACUUUUCCGCUUCAACUAUAUGUCGUCUAGUCUCACAAAGUUGCACAGGAUUCGAUGUGAAUCAUUUAACUAAUUCAGUAAAACGGGACAUAGAAUCCCAUUGGCGUGACAAACUCAACAUUGGCCAAUUUAAUAAAAAUGCACCCGCCAACAAAUUCUAUGUCCUCUCGAUGUUCCCUUAUCCUUCGGGAAAUCUUCACAUGGGACAUGUUCGAGUAUAUGCUAUAAGUGACACUGUUGCUCGAUUCCAUCGCAUGAAUGGUAAGAAUGUAUUCCAUCCAAUAGGAUGGGAUGCAUUCGGUCUGCCUGCCGAGAAUGCUGCUAUUCAAAGAGGAAUCGAACCGGCUGCAUGGACAAAUCAAAAUAUCUCACAAAUGAGAGACCAACUAAAGAAACUGGGUUGUUCCUUUGAUUGGAAUCACGAACUAUCCACCUGCAAUUCAGAUUAUUACAAAUGGACACAAAAACUCUUUCUAAUGCUGCACGAACAGGGUCUGGCCUAUCAGAAUGAGGCUCUGGUAAACUGGGAUCCAGUUGACAAAACAGUCCUGGCUGAUGAACAAGUCGAUGCCAAUGGUUGUUCAUGGAGAUCUGGAGCCAAAGUAGAAAAGAAACUCCUCAAACAAUGGUUCGUUCGGACAACAAAGUUCGCCAAAGAACUGCUCGAAGGUCUUAAUGAUCCAACUCUGCAAGAUUGGCGAGAUAUCAUCAAUCUGCAGCGUCACUGGAUCGGUGAAUGUGAUGGUUAUGCAUUUCAAUUGGGACCACUGCGUGUUUGGACGCAAUUCCCUGAGCAUUUGGUAGAUCCAAAUGCCUUUCUCAUUCUCAAGAGCACUCAUUACUUAAAACAGUCUCCAAAUCCUCCCGAAUCUGUGAAGAAUCCCUUCACAGGAGAGAUAAUUCCAAUUGUCUACAGCGACGAUGCUGAAUUUGCACCAAAAUGUGAUGUCUACCUCGCUGCUCCGAGUUUUAUGGAAUCGGAGAAAGAUCUUUUCACCGAAUUUAAUGUUAAGUUAGAUGUUCCCAAAGAUUUGGCAUUCAAAGCGUGUCGAGAAUCGAUUUUAGAAAAAGCUAAAAGUCUUAAAAUCGGUGGCUACGAAGUCAGUUCCAAGUUGCAGGACUGGCUUAUAUCUCGACAGAGGUACUGGGGUACUCCAAUUCCCAUAAUUCAUUGUUCCGAAUGUGGACCAGUUGCAGUACCUGAAAAGGACCUGCCAGUUCAGCUUCCUGCGGAGAAAACAGAAGAAUCACUCAAAGUAGACUGUCCCAAAUGUGGGAAUCCAAAUGCCCAACGAGAAUCUGAUACCAUGGACACGUUUGUUGACAGCUCCUGGUAUUACCUUCGCUAUUUGGAUGCACAAAAUUCAAAUGAGAUCUUUGACCAAAAUUUGGUCAGGAAAUGUAUGCCUGUAGACUUGUAUAUCGGUGGGAAGGAACAUGCAGUUCUACAUUUAUACUAUGCCAGAUUUAUGAAUCAUUUCCUACACUCCCAGGGAUUAGUUCCUUGUUCGGAACCAUUUAGUCGACUUUUAGUGCAAGGAAUGGUCAUGGGACGCUCAUUUAGAGUGAAAGGAAGUGGAAAAUAUCUGACUGAAGAUGAGGUUGACAUUGUGGAUCCUAAGAAGAACAAAGCAUUGACAAAAGAUACCAAAGAAGCCGUUGUCAUGUCUUGGGAAAAAAUGUCCAAGUCUAAAUUUAAUGGCGUCGAUCCAUCAGAUAUGAUUGACGAGUAUGGAAGUGAUACUACAAGACUGAUAAUUCUGGCGGAUGUGGCGCCAACUUCUCACAGAAACUGGUCAAAUGCUACAUUUCCUGGAAUCCUAAACUGGCAAAAAAGACUAUGGUUAACGCUUGAUACGUUCUAUAAGCUUCGUCAAGAAGAUACUAGUCCAGAUUUGAAUGCAUUAGAUGAGAAAUUCGUGAAGGAGGAAGAAACACUAUUCGAUGCUCGAAACUACUAUGUGGCUGGAGCCACUUUUAACUAUAGACACACGCAUCAGUUAAGUGUGGCUAUAUCAAAAAUGCAAGGACUCACAAACUCCAUUAGACGAGCUUCAAAAGAUUCAAUAAAGCAUGGGAAGCAUUUCGAACGGGCCUUAGCAACACAGAUUAUAAUGCUAGCUCCUAUGGCCCCGCAUUUCGCAUCUGAAUUGUGGUCAAAACUUACUUCAGCACCUAAUCGAUUGAAUGAAAAUUUAGAAGACAUUCAAUGGAAUAAGGAUGUCCUCGAACAGCGAUGGCCUGAUGUGGAUAAUGAAUAUCAACUGGAUUUGACUAUUAAGGUAAAUGGUUUCGAAAAUGCUGUGAUAAAAAUUCGACGCAGCAACAUUGAUAAGAUCACCCAUAGUGAUGCAAUGGACAUUGCAUUCAAUACAGACUCAGUGACAUCGUAUUUGACAGACAAAAAGAUUCGAACCACAAAUUUUGUUCUGUAUCCUGGAAUCGAAGCGAUAUUGAAUAUUUAUGUAGAUAAGGCAACGCAGAAUAAAGAGGAAAAACCAGUGGACAGAAAGGCAAAGGAGGAUUAGUUAAGAAAAGUUGUGUAAUGUUGUAGAAAUUAGAUUAAAGUUAUUAAUUAUUAUUUUAAGAAA
This is a messenger RNA of Episyrphus balteatus (marmalade hoverfly), 2728 nucleotides long. It is a transcript of the gene LeuRS-m, whose product is annotated as leucine--tRNA ligase, mitochondrial. The record is from RefSeq and is a predicted model, not a curated record. The coding region runs from base 98 to 2665 and encodes 855 amino acids. Gene Ontology annotation, cellular component: mitochondrion. The transcript is spliced from 7 exons. Gene Ontology annotation, biological process: leucyl-tRNA aminoacylation; mitochondrial translation. NCBI's taxonomy places the organism in Eukaryota, Metazoa, Arthropoda, Insecta, Diptera, Syrphidae. Gene Ontology annotation, molecular function: leucine-tRNA ligase activity; ATP binding.